AUGAGCGAAAAGAUAUUCCGGUUUACAGGAAACAGUGGCGCAGAGGACCCAGGACUCCGUGAGGGUAACGACACAUUAGGAAUUCUUUUCGAGAAUGGCAGUAACAACAAACAACCUGGAAAAAGUUUAGAACCCUCAAAUCCAGACACAGAUUUGACAAAGUUUUGUGAAAAUCUCUCGGCAAAGAUUUGGACAGGAUGGAAGUCAAAACAACAAAAAGACAAGAAGAGCUUGGAAGCAUUCCUUUCAGAUGGGCAAAGUCUGUUCGACCACAUGACGUUUUCAACCCCCGAACAAUGGUCAUAUAAAACUAUAGUCGCUUCCGAAAACUUCGGUAACAUACAGCUUCCUUUCCACAAAGCGAGUCUGGCUACCUGGUGGAAUAAUGGCUCAACAUAUGGAGAUUCGGCAGCAAUCGCACGCGCCAAGAAACGAAUGGUUUUAGCUUUGGAGCCGGAAUAUGAGAACUUGACACCAAAACUGAAAGAUACAAAGCGAAGGCAGAUCAAUAGAUACAUAAUUCAGGGUAACGUCAUUUCCCAGAUGUUCCAUCUAACGCCAGGUUUGGUCAUCACUGCCUCUGAUUCUAUAUCAACAACUGAGUAUGAAACUCUAUGGAAGAACAAGGAAAUUCCAUCUAUCAAUCAGUUUAGCUGGUUAAGUCAGGAGCUGAUCGAAGACUCUAAGCGGUAUUCGGAACCAGUACAACGCAUAUUCACUCUCCUCCAUUCCAAAUUUCAAUCUAUACAGGAGCAAGGCACAAACCCUGUCGUUAGUUUGACUCUUCUACGACCUUCAGUACAACCCGAAUCUAGUACCGACAUUACAUUGCUUGGAGACUCUAUCGAAACAAGUAAAAACGCUACUAAACGGCGGAAAAUCUCAAAACAUGGCAUGUCCACAACUCAGAUGCAGAUGUGCAGCAAUUACGAUGAUGAUCAAAACGGUCACACAUCUAGUUCCGAAGCUGCACUUUCUGAUAUCCAAGGAGGGCACCAAGCCCCCGAUGUUACUCUUGCAGCAAAUGUCCUUCACUCGCUCCAGCAUGGCAGCCAAAGUCAUGUGAACUUAGUUGCAACAGGUUUCUCGCCUCUAAUGCGAGCUCAAGCAUCGUCAUUCGCCUCGGGUACUUCAGAGAAAUGCAGCACGGCAGUGUCUAGUGUGGCAUUUAUAGAGGUGAGCAACGCGUCAACAGAAGAACACCAAGCAUUGAGUGGUGGCAGCGGCAAAUUUAUCAUGCAAUCAUCUCAUUCAUCAAUGAUUGAUCUACAUCGCUCGAACCUUAGUCAACAGCACUUAUCUAGUCAACUUGAUGUGCUGUCAGACGGACCAGCAGAAAAUUCGCCUCGAAAUAACGUAGAUCUGCCGGACCGAGGCUUAGACAAUGAGCUCGAGUCGCCGCUAACGACAGUUGCAGAUGGGUUAUUUUUGAGCGACUUUAUGCAGGAAUACCAAGACAUUAUGUAA
Molecule: messenger RNA, 1467 nt
Organism: Exserohilum turcica Et28A
Lineage: Eukaryota; Fungi; Ascomycota; Dothideomycetes; Pleosporales; Pleosporaceae
Exons: 3
Coding region: 1-1467 (488 amino acids)
Source: RefSeq, a predicted model, not a curated record